GCUAUUUUGGGCAUUGGGAUUAACGAUUUAAGAUUUAUACCAUACUUAUUUAUGUGUACCGUCAUUAUAUCAUUGUGUUUCGGUAUUGUAUCCAAACCAGGACUUCUUUGUGCUGGUGCCUUUACAAAAAUGGCUUGACCCACACCAGACCACCACGGAAAAUGGCGACUGUGAAAUAGAUGGAAGACGAAAGUAAGAAAUUAUUCAAUGCUGCAUUUAAAUUGUUCCUUGCCUGCAUCUACACCACUCGGAGGUCAUGGCAGCAGAAAUGUCAUGUCUGACAGGUGUUGAUGCAGAAGACAAGGAUGCUGACCCUGAGAUCAAUGCUCUCAUGCUCAUGCAAGAGCCGCUGAGAAUGACCUCCUGCACAGAUGCCUUCAGCAAGUCUCUGGGCCAGCCAAACAAUGUCCUAGAUGUUCUCUCCAGUGAAGAUAUGUUAUCCCCUGUUGGUUUGGGGAACGGACCUUCUGUACAUCAGCCAACUGAGGCCCAUGAGCUCAACAGCUUCUCCAAUGACAAGGAGGAGGAAAAGAACAUCACACCACUUAAAACGGUGCAAGAAAUUGGUGGGAUGUGGGAUUUUGACAUAGACUCUCCUGAAGAUUCUUCAGAUAACUUUAAUAGCCCUAAUAAUAUUUCUUGGGAUUCUCAAAAAGAGCUUAUGCAAUUUUUGUGGGAUAGUCAUGGAGACUCUCCAGGGGAAGAACCUAAAGAGGAGGUCUCUCCCACUGAUAUCCCAAAGAGACGGAAACGGAAAAUGGACAUGGUUGUAAUGGUAGACCCAUCGGAAGAGCUGUUUCCCUCAGAAGACCAAGAAGAUGAAAUUCCAGUCAUAAAAGUCUGCAAACCAAGGAUGUCACCAUCAAGGAUGUCUCCAUCCAGAAAUGUUACUAAGUAUACCAAUGGCACAACAAAGCCCAUCAAGCAUAUUCUUUAUAGUACACCAACAAGUAAUUCAAAGCAGAACAGUAUAAAUCAUGAGCUCUCGCCAUUGAAAAAUCGACUCACAGUAAACUCAUAUUCAGAGAAGUCUCUCGAAUACUCUUGCACAAAAUGCAAAAUUGUUUUUAAGAAACAGCAUCUGUUAGAUUAUCAUAUGAAGUCGCAUACAGAACAGCUGAAGCCUUAUGUUUGUAAAGAAUGUGGAAAGUCUUUUAAAAAGAGCGGUUUUCUCAUCGAGCACAUGGCAGUACACAAACCCAAACUUGAGAAGAAAAGUAGCAGCCCUCAGUGGCUUUACUGCCCCCAGUGUUCAUUUGGAACCACAUGCCCCAAUAAAUUUGUACAUCACGCAAAAACACACCAGAAAGAUAAAAGAAAGAUAGUGUUAAAAUGUGAAAAAUGUCCCUUCAAGACUGAAGAUGAGUCUGAUUUUAGGAAGCAUACUCUUAUGCAACACAGUGUUCCUACUUCAAAAAAGCAUGAAGAGAAACCCUCAUUUACUUGUAAUAUUUGUAGUUCAUAUAAAACAUUUAGCAAACUUGUUUUCACUAAGCAUUUACUGCGACGCCACGACCAGUCUCUGGAAGUCUAUGAAGCAAAAUAUGGCUGUCUUACAUACACGCAAAAACCUGUACCCACUUCAAAACCUCACUUGAGAAAUGCACAGUUUCCAUCUAAAAUAUCUGUUGGAAGUCCAAAUUCUACUAAAGUAUUGUCGCAUGAUUCCAGCAACAUUUCAGAUUUAUUAAAAAAUGACAAAGUUAGAAGAGGUCCAGCAUUGUUUCAAAUAGAGUCGAAACUUGACAAAUCUAUCAAUGAACUUUUAUCUCGACAAAAGAAAGGACCAACGGCCAAUGAUCAAAAGAAGGAAUCCAAUGGCAAUACCAGCGACAAAGAUCCUUACGAGUUGCCCGAGUCCCCUUUGUCUGAAAAUGACCAAGUGCAAUCAGAAAGUGAUCUUGAUCCUAGCUAUUCACCAAGGACGAGAAUAGUAACAAUUAUCCAGAACAAAACCUACUCCAAACGCAAAACUGCCACUCCAAUUAACAGCACAUCCGAAGAAGACUCAGCUCAACCAAAACCUUCAAGUCCCAAUGGUAUGGAAGAUGAGGAGGAAUUUGAGAAAAGGGACAUGUCUCCAUUUAGGGAUAUUGACAACAACCACGUAGACAUCUUUAAACGACAAAAGCAAAUCAUUUACACAUACAGUAGAAGAAUGUCAAUGAGGGGAGCCAUACAGGCAUCGAAAAAACUAUAUGAGAAAAUCAAAAGUGAGGAACAAGAUGAUGUUGAAAUAAAAGACGAGGACACAGAUGAAGAUUUGGUGAUUGAAAAAGAAACUGUCCAACCUCAAAAUUCCACUGAAGAGUUGCCAGAAAUGGAUCUCAACCGCAAGAACUGUCCAUACUGUCCUGCUGUUUUCGAGUCGGGUGUGGGACUGUCCAAUCACGUUCGAGGACAUCUUCAUAGAAUCGGACUGAACUACAAGGCUCGUCACAAACUGUCAGCUGAAGAGGUAGCUACCACUGAAGAGAAGCCUUCCAUUGGACCCAGAUUAUCAACGCUAAUGAAGAAGAGAGAAGAACUACAGCAGAACACAGACUCUGAGACUGUGAAGAUGGUCCACUCCUGUCCGUUGUGUGGGGAUUCCUUUGACAACAGGACAGGGCAGGCCAACCACAUCCGAGGCCAUCUGAAAAAGCUCGGGAAAGGCUUGAUAUCCAAACACAGAUCGCCAAUACUUCUACUUCGGGAGCUGAUGCGUGACAAGAAGGAGUACCAGAGGGCGCUAGAAAUCAUAGGAAAAAACAACCACGUCCAGUACAACAAAGCAUCGUCCAAGCUGUCGGAUUUUCGGACUUUUACACCACGCUACAUAGAUUCUGUGAAACAGGACUGCCCCGACACCAAACCACUAACACCCAAGUUCUCGUUUGACAAUAUAGUUUCUGAAAAAGGCCAACUGGACACUCAUUCGGAUAUCAAAAACAACUCUGCUUUGAUAGGAAUUCUCAAGAAAAGGAAGUGUCAAGAAGACAGUGAGCAAUAUUUAGGAUCAAGAUUUGCAUCAUCACUGCCCCAUUCAAUAACAGAGAAAGAUGGAUUCAAAAGAAAGACUUGCAUCCAUUGUAAUGCAUCGUUCCACAGUGGAGUCAGCCUCUCCAACCACCUUCGAGCAUGUGCCAGGCGCAAGAAGAAUGGCCUACCUGAUGGAAAUGCACUUGAUGGUAAAGUGAGAAGACAACGAAUGAGGCCAGGCCCAAAGAAGAAAACCCUACCCCUGCCUCAAACCCCAGAGGAGAUGUACCGUCUCACCUGCAGGUUCUGUGACCUGGUGUUCCAGGGCCCUCUGUCAGUACAGGAGGACUGGGUCAAACACUUGCAGAGACACAUUAUGAACACUAGUGUCCCCCACACCGGCCUGGCCAUGAUGGAGGUCAGCUCUGUGCCCAAAGAGCCCUACACCAGGAAGUAUGAGCAAGAUGGCAGCACCAGCGCUCUGUGCUGAGGCUACUGGACCUGUUUGCUUAAGACUGUAUGUGUAUGUACAUUGGAUGGUCUUCACUUUUAUUAGAUUCUGAAUUUUGGCCAAAACAAGAUCUUGAACUGGACAUAUGUGACAUUUUUUGAUAAUGCCAAUCUGCUCAUGUUUUACAUGUUUUGGGGGAGGGGAGGGUUCAUCUGCAACUGAACGACUGUUUUGUUUUAUGCAGUAAUGUAGUGUGGAUCCAUUUUUAACAAGACAACUUUUACCUCAGAUUUUCAUGGACUGUCCAGCACUCUCCUCUGUAUGAAUUUCACAUUUAUAAAGAUGUUAGUGAAUACAAGCCAAAUCAUUCUCUGUUGUAGACUGUAAUCUGAAAGGAACCCCGCACAAUGAGAACAAACUUGUUACAUUGACUUUAGUAACUACAUUUUAAUAUAGAAUCAACAACUCCUAAUACGCACAGACUGCU
Molecule: messenger RNA, 3899 nt
Organism: Boleophthalmus pectinirostris (great blue-spotted mudskipper)
Lineage: Eukaryota; Metazoa; Chordata; Actinopteri; Gobiiformes; Gobiidae
Gene: znf644a
Product: zinc finger protein 644a
Biological process (GO): regulation of transcription by RNA polymerase II
Cellular component (GO): nucleus
Molecular function (GO): RNA polymerase II cis-regulatory region sequence-specific DNA binding; DNA-binding transcription factor activity, RNA polymerase II-specific
Source: RefSeq, a predicted model, not a curated record